This is a messenger RNA of Plasmodium coatneyi, 1392 nucleotides long. RefSeq lists its product as uncharacterized. Gene Ontology annotation, cellular component: membrane. The transcript has a single exon. Gene Ontology annotation, biological process: vesicle-mediated transport. The record is from RefSeq and is a predicted model, not a curated record. Bases 1 to 1392 code for a protein of 463 amino acids. NCBI's taxonomy places the organism in Eukaryota, Apicomplexa, Aconoidasida, Haemosporida, Plasmodiidae.
AUGGAGGACAUACUUAAUGAGAUAAUUUCGUUGAGCGAGAAAAAGCGGGGGGAAAAGUUGCCGACCCAACAGGGGGAGGACCUUCAGGAUGAUAGCCAAACGAAGCUGAGCGGGGGUAAGAAACCUGACAGGGGGAAGAAUCGUCACGGGGGGGAGAAGCAUCACGGGAGGAAGAAGCACCAAUUGGGAGGUGACCCACCGAUGGGGACUGUUCCUCCCUCCACUGAGGACGCCCCGCCGAGUAGCGCGUGGGACUCUUCCACAGUCUGCUCCGUGGAUGAGGACAUGAGCGUGCAGAAGGCUAGUCUGUUCAGUCGGAUAAUUAGUGAACGGAGGAGGAUGAGUGGGGAUAGGAACCUAGACGAGGAGAAGACCCAUUUGGGGGAUAUCGAGCAGGGUAUCAACCAAGUUAGCCCGCAAGCCACGCAGAUAUGUGCAGACGCUCGGCAGGAUCCCCCAGUCGAUGAACGCACCCCCCUGUGCCAACAACCCAACACGUUCAACUCCUACCUCCUCACCGUUAACCAAAUCAACACACACAUCUCAUGCAUAUAUAAAAACAUAGACAAAAUAAAUUCAUGGAAACAAAAAAUAGACUUCAACAUAUACGACACGGAAGAACUGAACGGGAAAAUAAACGCAACCAUAUCACAUACGGAAGAGAUUGUCUCCCAAGUGAUGACAAAAAUUUUUCUCUUAAACGAGGAGAACAAACAAUUCGAGGCAAGUAGUAACCUCCUGAGCGAAAUAAAACUUCGCACAAACAUUUUUAUUGACGUGGUGCAAAAAUACAAAACGUGCAUUAACAAAUAUAAGAAUGUCUGUCACCAUUAUUAUGAACACGUGAAUGCAAAUUUGCUCAAGCAGUACAGGCUGAUUUGUCCCAGCGUGAGCGCCACUGACGGGGAAGACGUCGGUAAAAGGCGACGGAGCAGCAACAACAGUACCUCACAGGGAAAAGCAUCCAAAGGAGGAAGAGCAAGAACCGACUUGGAUGACAUAGAACAGUUUUUUAAUUUACAAAAAAAAAACAACUACGGCAACUUGGGGGAUCAUCUACACCCAGAAAAUACGGAUACAGUUAAUAUACAAAAAAUGAAAAAAAAAUACAAAGAAUUGAAGAUGCUUGAGAAGAACAUCUCUACACUCAAUGACCUCUACAUCGAGCUAGCUUAUGUCGUAAAAAAAAGGACCAACUAUAUUAACAGCAUAGAAAAUAAUGUGUACCAAGUGAAGGACUACACGGAUGAUGCGCUGCAUAAUAUUGUUGCCGCCAAACGGUACAAUGCUCUUGUGAAGAGGAAAAUUUUCUACUUCAGCGUCUUCCUCCUUGUUGUCGCCCUGAUCAUUUUGUUCCCCGUUUUUUUUAACUACACCUAUUCAGGGGGGUAG